This is a messenger RNA of Panthera uncia (snow leopard), 947 nucleotides long. Its product is annotated as olfactory receptor 1440-like. Gene Ontology annotation, cellular component: membrane. Gene Ontology annotation, biological process: sensory perception of smell; G protein-coupled receptor signaling pathway. The record is from RefSeq and is a predicted model, not a curated record. The transcript has a single exon. Bases 3 to 947 code for a protein of 314 amino acids. Lineage: Eukaryota; Metazoa; Chordata; Mammalia; Carnivora; Felidae. Gene Ontology annotation, molecular function: olfactory receptor activity; odorant binding; G protein-coupled receptor activity.
UAAUGGCUGGGGGAAGGAACAGUACAAUAGUUACAAAGUUCAUUCUCUUGGGAUUCUCUGAAUUUCCAAAGCUCGCCAGUGUUCUUUUUUCAAUAUUCCUAGCGAUCUACCUCAUGACUGUGUCCUGGAACCUAGGCCUCAUCACUCUCAUCAGGGUAGACUCACAUCUGCACACACCUAUGUACUUUUUCCUCAGUAACCUGUCCUUGCUGGACAUCUGCUAUGUUUCCACUAUAGCGCCCAAGAUGCUCUCAGAUUUCUUCAAGAAGCAGAAAUACAUCUCCUUUGCGGGGUGCACUAUACAGUACUUCUUCUUCUCUAGCCUGGGUCUGACUGAGUGCUGUCUCCUGGCCGCCAUGGCUUAUGACCGAUAUGCUGCCAUUUGUAAUCCUCUGCUCUACACCGCCAUCAUGUUGCCCACCCUCUGUGUGAAGAUGGUGGGAGGAUCUUGUGUAAUUGGAUUCUGUGGCUCAUUUGUCCAACUGUGUGCCUUACUUCAGCUUCAUUUCUGUGGGCCAAAUGUCAUCAACCAUUUCUUUUGUGAUCUUCCCCAGUUGCUGAUCCUAUCCUGCUCUGACACCUUUUUCUUUCAAAUCAUGACCUCUGUGCUCACAGUGAUCUUUGGGCUUACAUCUGUCUUGGUUAUCAUGAUAUCCUACGGUUAUAUUGUUGCCACCAUUCUGAAGAUCACCUCAGCUGAAGGCAGGUCCAAGGCCUUCAACACCUGUGCUUCUCACCUGACAGCUGUGGCUCUCUUCUUUGGCUCAGGUAUCUUUGUUUAUAUGUAUCCUAACUCUGGUGAUUCCCUGAGCCAAAACAAGUUGGCAUCAGUUUUAUACACUGUUCUAAUCCCCAUGCUAAAUCCAUUGAUCUAUAGCUUGAGGAACAAGGAAAUCAAAGAUGCCCUAAACAGAAGGAAGAAGAGAAUCUUUUUCUGUUGUUACUAA